Molecule: messenger RNA, 1065 nt
Organism: Didymodactylos carnosus
Lineage: Eukaryota; Metazoa; Rotifera; Eurotatoria; Philodinida; Philodinidae
Source: the annotation of a GenBank genome assembly
AUGUCAUAUGAACGUUUUAUAUUAUGGGCAAAUAAAAUAUUUCCAGUAAUUAUACUACCAUUAGCAACAAUUGGUAAUAUUCUUUGUUUCUUUGUUUUUUUUCGUCAAAAAUUUCAGCAUCGAUUAACCCGAACAUCUUCAACACUUCUUCGUUUGUUAUGUAUCAAUGAUUUACUCGUACUCUACUUAUUUACUAUCGAUUUAUUAUUGAAAACCUAUACAGUAAAAACCCGUCAUCCUCUUCGAAUUUACUUUAGUCCAUUUACAUGUCGUCUAUAUAAAUUUGUUCGUUAUAGUUUAUUUGACUUAACUGCCUAUUUGCAAGUAGCUUUGACCACCGAUCGUUUCAUAUGUUGUGUCCAUCGAUCAUACUAUAGCCAUUGGCGUCGACAUAAUUACGUAUACCGAUUACUUCUGUUUGCAUUAGCAGCCAUUUUAAUAAAAAAUUCAUCUUUUUUAACAAUACUUUACGGUUAUUAUCGUGGACAAGCACUGAAUAGUACAAUGAAAAGAAUGAAAUAUAAUCAAACGCUUGCUAAUGUACGAUGUUCUCCUCAUCUCGAUUCACAAUUCUUUCAAGUCUAUAUGGCAUACGGACAAUCAAUCAUCGAUAUUAUUUUCGUCACAUUUCUACCAUUUUUUUUAAUUUUAUUUCUAAAUUAUAAAAUUUUAAGAGAAGUACAACGAAGUCGACAACGAUGUUUUUCGAUAACGCGAGCUUUACAUCUGUCAACAUCACCACCACCACUCACCCCCAAUGGAAUUAGACUUUUGGCAAAAUCCCGUCAACAACGUCUGAAUUUAACAUUAACACUUGUCAGCAUUUCAAUGGUAUUUAUCUUGAGCACAGCUCCUUAUAAAAUAUUUAAAGUAUUUGAACGACACGACAAACUAAAGCGAGAUUUAAAAUCGGAUGUAUAUCAAAGUGAGCCCAAACGUCCUAAAUUACAAAUGACCGAAGUAUUUAUUGAUUUUCUAGAAUUUGUUUCGUGUUCCACACCAUUUUUUGUCUGUUUUUGUACUUCAAGUAUGUUUCGUGAUGAACUUCGAAAAAUGUUCGCAUAA